This is a messenger RNA of Teleopsis dalmanni, 1459 nucleotides long. RefSeq names its product probable serine/threonine-protein kinase clkA. The record is from RefSeq and is a predicted model, not a curated record. Bases 79 to 1440 code for a protein of 453 amino acids. The transcript has 2 exons. NCBI's taxonomy places the organism in Eukaryota, Metazoa, Arthropoda, Insecta, Diptera, Diopsidae.
AUUUCAGUUAUCAGUAGAUUUUCGGAAGUAGAGUCUAAAUUUGCAAGCAAAAAAAAUUGUACUAAAUUAUUUAAUAUAAUGAUUAUCAAAAUUUUUUUAGAUGCUAUUAAACAGCAUCCACUUUAUAACCAAGCAUUAGAAAUAGCGUUAUCAUGUGGUAUGAUCUUACGCAUUCUUAUGAUUCAAGUCUAUUUGACAUUGUUGCAGAUUGUCUUCGAGAACGCAAUAAACGUGGCAUUUGGCAACGAAGGUAAUGCAGAAGAACAACAACAAGCAGGUAAUGGUGGCGCUGGUGUUAACCCCAACGACAACAACAACAUUAUUGUUGAGAACCUGAACAUCAACAACCCUGCUAUACACGAUGCAGGUGUUAACAAUUCAACAGGUAACAAUUCUUCAGAAAACAAUUCUUCAGGUAACAAUUCUGCAGAAAACAUUUCUUCAGGUAACAAUUCUGCAGGAAACAAUACUCCUGUUGAUAACAAUGUUGUGAACGAUCUUAGCGUCAACAAUUCUUUUGUCGAUAAUUCUAGUGUGUAUACGUCUGGUGAAAGCACACAUCUUGUUGCAAACCCUGAUCCCAGCACACCUGUUGUGAAACAAACUUCUGUAAACAACCAUGACGUCAACAACUUUGGUGCUUCCAGCUCUGCUGUUUACAGAACCGCCCAUAACGAUUCCACUCAUAACAGUUCAGGUUGUAACGAUUAUGGUCCUAACAGCACUAGAAUAAGCAUUUCUGAUCAAAACAAUAUUGGUGAAAACAUUUCUGAUCUUAACAAUACACUUCAUAACAAACCUGUUCCGACAAGUUUUGGUUAUAUUAGUUCUGUUAGUAACAAUAUUGAUAAUAACAAUCCCGGUAGUAGCAGUUUUGGUCAUAAUAAUUCUGGACACAACAGUUCUGGUUACAACAAUCCUAGUGGUACUAUCGCUGGUUGUAAUGGAUCUGAUCACAAUAAUUCUGGUUGCAGUAAUGUUAGUCACGAUGAUGCAGGUUUUGUUAACCUUAACGGUGAGAUGCAUGCUCAGAGCAAAUACCGACAUGGCAAGUCUGGGAAAAAUAAAACCGCAGAUAAAAAUGCUGUUCGUGACGAUUGUGCUUCUUUGCCCUCUGGUUCUAACUCUGGUGCUAGUAAUAUUAAUAAUAUUAAACCUGAAGAGCCUAACAGUGCCUACCCUAGUCAUAGCAAUGCUGGCUUUGGGAACCAUGGUGAAGAUAACUCUGGUUAUGCAUAUGCAGAUUCAGAAAAUACACGUGGCUAUUUAAACUUUCUCUUUGAGAAUGCAUAUCGCAAUAACAUUAACAAUGGUCACUUUAAAAUGCCCAAGCCAUAUCAUGUUGAUGUGGAUUAUGACAUCAGCGAAUCUGCUGACGGUGAGUCUAACAAUAACCAAACUACCGAUACUGAGAGCAAUGAAAAUGAAUCUUCGACUUAGAAAAUAUUUUGGUACAUAU